Messenger RNA from Boeremia exigua, 378 nucleotides. RefSeq lists its product as uncharacterized. Lineage: Eukaryota; Fungi; Ascomycota; Dothideomycetes; Pleosporales; Didymellaceae. Bases 1 to 378 code for a protein of 125 amino acids. The record is from RefSeq and is a predicted model, not a curated record. The transcript has a single exon.
AUGGCAAGCGCGGUCCCCGGAGGGCAGAUCCAACUCAUGUUUGGCGGUAAUGGGCACUCGCGCGGAGCCAACGUAGACGGCAAAGGAGCAGGUGUGGUGUCUGUGUACUGGAAAGGAGGGAAAGAGAAAGAGAUAGAAGACAUAGCAGAGUUGACCAGCAAACACAGAUUGCGACAGAUAGGGUUUGCUGACGAGGCUUUUGUGUGGCCCAAGGAUGAUCGGGUCAAAGAUCCAAAAGAAGGCCUGCUCGACAAAGGGAACUGGAUGACUAUUCAGAUGCCAGACCACAUGGAGAAGGGAAGACACAUGUUCGUUUGGGUAUGGGAGUACGGCGGAAAGCCGAGGUGGAGCACUUGUUUCGAUGUCAUGAUUCACUGA